Seminavis robusta is the source of this 838-nucleotide messenger RNA. NCBI's taxonomy places the organism in Eukaryota, Bacillariophyta, Bacillariophyceae, Naviculales, Naviculaceae. The record is from the annotation of a GenBank genome assembly.
AGUAGUACUUCCACUGGCUUCUCCAUGGCUGUGCCGAAUGGCCCCAAACCCGACAAACCGAGUUUCCUCCUCUUGCUUGGUUGGGAUGUUGGGAUGGAUGUUGGGAACACAAUCUCGAGAAGCGUCAAAAGCUCCAGACACCCACACCAACAAUAGUCCCUUGUUAACAUGUCUGCUGCCAUCACUCCUCUCGGUGCUUUUCUGAGUGGCCUUGCCAUUGCUUCUGAUGCCACCUUGAUCAGUGACAAUGCUGCUGGCCAUGCUCCCAAAGCUCCACCAGCCCUGGAUCAACGUGACAGCCUCAAACGGUGGCAAAGCCGGCCCAAAACGAGCUUGAUCGACGACGACGACGAUGAGGACGACGACGUCGUCAUGCCUCCCAGUCUCCCUCAACGCACAGUCACUCCGGAUGUCAACUUCUACAAGACUAGUAUGCGUGUUCAGCCCCCUCGGCUCCCUCAACGCCAAGUCACUCCCGAUCCAAAGUUCUACGAGGAAAAGACCAUGGCUCUGGCAUCGGCUCUUCGAAAGCCCUGCGCCCCCCAGUUGACCACCACUCAAGAAGUGGAAUCAAUCGAACACGACACACCCAAGCUAGCAUCUUCUUGGAAGAUCGCCCCAUCACUCAAUCGCCUUGGGUCUGGCUCUUCUGUCACCAUGAUCCCUCAGCCGUGUCAACUGUCCAGGCAGGGGAGCCAAUCACAUUAAGAUUAUUUCGCAUCUCCACAUCUCCAAACUGAACAUUCUCGCCAGCCAGCGAUGGUGUUCCAUUCAUAUUUACAUACCAUUUGUACUAUACACUCAUAAACUAUACACUACUAGAACCCAACUAAUUUUG